AUGUCUUCAGCCUCUGCAGCUACUUCAUACUCCCAAGCUGCUGCGAGUAGCUGGUCCGCCUUUCUGAAGUCCAUCGCUUCCUUCAACGGCGAUCUCUCCUCCCUCACCGCGCCACCCUUCAUUCUCUCCUCUCAGUCUCUCACUGAGUUCUCAUCCUAUUGGGCCACCCACCCACCAAUCCUCACUGCCCCAGCAGCCGAGGCCGACCCAGCCAAACGCGCCUUGCUCGUCCUCAAAUGGUUUCUUUCAACACUCAAGCACCAAUACGCCAGUCGCAGCGAGCAGUUUGGCAACGAGAAGAAGCCUCUGAAUCCUUUCCUUGGCGAGCUUUUUCUCGGUAAAUGGACUGAUGAGGUUGGCGAGACGACGCUUAUCUCCGAACAAGUCAGCCACCACCCCCCAACGACCGCGUACUGCAUCCACAAUAAGAAGACCGGAGUCCAGCUUGAGGGCUACAACGCACAAAAGGCCACGUUCAAGAGUACAAUUAUUGUGAGGCAAAUUGGGCAUGCCGUGCUCACAGUCCCAACUAGAUCAGCGAACAGCAAGCAAAUGACGGAACGUUACCUCAUCACACUUCCGAGCCUGCAUAUCGAGGGCCUGAUUUUCGGCACUCCGUUUGUCGAGCUAGAUGGUACAAGCACGAUUACUAGUUCAAGCGGAUACACUGCCAGAAUUGACUACAGUGGAAGGGGCUGGCUUUCUGGCAAGAAGAACACCGUUACAGCCGUGCUGCACCCCACUGGCAAGGAAGAAAACGUGCUGUACAACAUAACCGGGCAAUGGACCAAGGAGUUCGAAAUCUACGAGGGCCCUGCGAGGAAUAACUCCAAGUCAACCCUCGUCUCGACCUAUGAUGCCGCCGGGACGGCCCAAACAGAGCUUCAGCUUGCGCCGGUCGAGAAGCAGCACCCUCUGGAAUCCCGCAGAGCUUGGGCCAAAGUAGCUGAAGCUAUCCAGAAGGGUGAUAUGGAUGCAGUAUCAACCGAGAAGAGCAAAAUUGAGAAUGCGCAGCGGAGCUUGCGAAUCAAGGAACGAGAAGAGAGCAGAAGUUGGGAGAGACGGUACUUCGUUGCAGUCCAAGGUGACGACGAGACCCUGCUUGCGCUGGGAAAGGACGCUGGAAUGCCAGCCAAUGGCGAUCAGGAUAAAACGGGUGGUCUUUGGAGAUAUAGCAACGAGAAGGCAGCCUUGGUCUCAACCGAGCAGUUGAGCACCGUUGAUGAUCAACGGAUUCGAAAGGAUAUCCUUGGACAAGAAUCGCCGAGCUGA
Messenger RNA from Drechmeria coniospora, 1272 nucleotides. Its product is annotated as Oxysterol-binding protein. Gene Ontology annotation, molecular function: oxysterol binding. The transcript has 2 exons. NCBI's taxonomy places the organism in Eukaryota, Fungi, Ascomycota, Sordariomycetes, Hypocreales, Ophiocordycipitaceae. Gene Ontology annotation, biological process: endocytosis; piecemeal microautophagy of the nucleus; maintenance of cell polarity. The coding region runs from base 1 to 1272 and encodes 423 amino acids. Gene Ontology annotation, cellular component: cytosol; intracellular membrane-bounded organelle; membrane. The record is from RefSeq and is a predicted model, not a curated record.